Penicillium chermesinum is the source of this 1563-nucleotide messenger RNA. Its product is annotated as GMC family oxidoreductase. The record is from RefSeq and is a predicted model, not a curated record. Gene Ontology annotation, molecular function: oxidoreductase activity, acting on CH-OH group of donors; flavin adenine dinucleotide binding. NCBI's taxonomy places the organism in Eukaryota, Fungi, Ascomycota, Eurotiomycetes, Eurotiales, Aspergillaceae. The transcript has 2 exons. Bases 1 to 1563 code for a protein of 520 amino acids.
AUGGCCACUACAGACAACCUUCCUGCUGCGGACGUGAACAGCUACGACUACAUUGUCGUUGGCGGCGGUACCGCUGGCUGUGUCGUUGCGGCUCGUCUGGCGGAAUACUUACCCAACAAGCGCGUUCUGGUGAUUGAGGCUGGCCCCAGCGACUUCACGGAUGAUCGUGUGCUCAACUUGAAGGAAUGGCUGAGCCUGCUGGGUGGUGAGCUGGACUACGACUAUCCAACCACCGAGCAACCUAUGGGCAACAGCUUUAUUCGUCACUCUCGUGCGAAGGUUCUGGGUGGCUGCUCCAGCCACAACACUUUGAUCUCCUUCCGUCCCUUCGAGUAUGACUGCCGCAACUGGGUCGCCAAAGGCUGCAAGGGCUGGGACUUCGAAACUUUUACUCGUCUCAUUGAUGGCCUGCGCAACACCUUCCAGCCCGUGCAUGGUCGUCACCGCAACCAGCUGUGCAAGGACUGGAUCCAGGCCUGCUCCACAGCAAUGAGAAUCCCCGUGAUCUCCAACUUCAACGCCGAUAUUCGCAAGACUGGCGAGCUGACCGAGGGCGUGGGCUUCUUCAACAUCUCCUACAACCCGGACGAUGGCCGUCGCAGCAGUGCUAGUGUGGCCUACCUCCACCCUAUCAUCCGCGGCGACGAGAAGCGGCCCAAUUUGACCAUUCUCACCAAUGCCUGGGUUUCCAAGGUGAACGUGGAAGGCGACUCCGUGACCGGUGUCAACGUGACCCUCAAGUCCGGUGCCCAGCACACGCUGCGGGCCCGCAAGGAGACUGUCCUCUGUGCUGGCGCCGUGGACACUCCCCGUCUCAUGAUGCUGUCUGGUCUCGGUCCCCGCGAGCAGCUGGCGUCGCUUGGUAUCCCUGUGGUGAAGGACAUCCCCGGUGUUGGUGAGAAUCUCGUUGACCACCCGGAGAGUAUCUUCUUGCGUCGCGAGGCUCCGGAUGCCGCAGGUUUCGAUGGCCGUGCCGCAGACAUCAUGAUGCACUGCUACCAGAUUCCUUUCACCCUUAACACUACUCGCCUGGGCUACGACGAGCCUGUGCAGGCCUUCUGCAUGACCCCCAACAUUCCCCGCCCCCGAUCUCGUGGUCGUCUCUACCUCACCUCUGCCGACCCAUCCGUUAAGCCUGCACUGGAUUUCCGUUACUUCACUGACCCCGAGGGCUACGACGCCGCGACCAUCGUGGCCGGUUUCAAGGCCGCGCGUAAGAUCGCCCAAGAGUCUCCCUUCAAGGAGUGGAUCAAGCGCGAAGUCGCCCCAGGCCCAAAGAUUCAGACCGACGAGGAGCUCUCGGAGUAUGGUCGUCGCGUAGCACACACGGUAUACCACCCGGCUGGUACCACCAAGAUGGGCGACCCCAUCCGCGACCCAUUGGCCGUUGUGGACCCCAAGCUGAAGAUCCGUGGCUUGAAGAACAUUCGUAUUGCCGACGCCGGUGUGUUCCCGGAUAUGCCCAGCAUCAAUCCCAUGUUGACUGUGCUGGCUAUUGGUGAACGUUGCGCCGAGAUGAUUGCUGAGGAGGCUGGCUGGUCCCACUCUCAGCCCCGUCUUUAA